Anolis carolinensis (green anole) is the source of this 581-nucleotide messenger RNA. Its product is annotated as prostate stem cell antigen-like. The record is from RefSeq and is a predicted model, not a curated record. NCBI's taxonomy places the organism in Eukaryota, Metazoa, Chordata, Lepidosauria, Squamata, Anolidae. Bases 30 to 344 code for a protein of 104 amino acids. The transcript is spliced from 3 exons.
GAAUCUAGUGCGUUGUGAGAGUAGAAAGAAUGAGCAAACUCUUUUUCCUGAGUUUUUGGCUGUGUCUUUCCUUUGAAAUGGCUGGAAGCCUCCAAUGCUACAAAUGUUUCCGUGAGCGUGCACAUGGCAAAUGUCCAACAACUGAAAAGCCCUGUAUUGCAAAACCCGGAGAGUCCUGCUUCCGGCAAAAGGUCGUUACAGAAGGAGUUCCCCUUUAUAUUUCGGCAGGAUGUGCUUUGAACUGCAAGGCAGUCUCUGCAGGACAGCACAUUUACCAUAUCAACAUAUGCUGCUCAAAGGAUUUAUGCAAUUCUCCAUCGUCCAGUCAUUACAUUCCAGGGUGAGGAAGGGCUCCGUGCAUCAUUGUCUGACUGGAAGCAAAACACUUGGAAGUUCCAUUGAGUGUAUCUCAUUGAAGUUGUUGCUUCCCUGUGCCCACCGAAAAUGUCUCUAUGUCUGUGUGUCUUAUGAGUCUUUGUUGACAUGUGGUAAUCCACUACAUUUCAUAAGGUUCUUUUAGACAAGGAAUGCUUAGAAGUGUUUUUACUGUUCAUUUCUCUGAAAUAUAGUCUACAACGCUU